This is a messenger RNA of Oenanthe melanoleuca, 1248 nucleotides long. It is a transcript of the gene GTF2B, whose product is annotated as general transcription factor IIB. The coding region runs from base 196 to 1146 and encodes 316 amino acids. The transcript has 7 exons. Lineage: Eukaryota; Metazoa; Chordata; Aves; Passeriformes; Muscicapidae. The record is from RefSeq and is a predicted model, not a curated record. Gene Ontology annotation, cellular component: transcription preinitiation complex; nucleus. Gene Ontology annotation, molecular function: RNA polymerase II general transcription initiation factor activity; TBP-class protein binding. Gene Ontology annotation, biological process: transcription initiation at RNA polymerase II promoter; transcription preinitiation complex assembly.
CCGCCGGUGCACCGGUACCGGUACCGGUACCAGCGAGGAACCGCCCGCCCGCGAACCGGCACCAGCGAGGAACCGUGCGCCCGCCCCUUCGCGGCACCCGUAGGAGCGCUCGGCGGCCCCGCCCGCCGCCCUCGGGCUUUAAUAGCUGGAUCCGCUGGCUUGUCCUGUCUCCGGCACUGCUGAAGCACCGCCGAGAUGGCGUCCACCAGCCGUUUGGAUGUACUUCCGAGGGUGACUUGCCCAAAUCAUCCAGAUUCCAUUUUAGUGGAGGAUUACCGAGCUGGUGAUAUGAUUUGUUCUGAGUGUGGGCUAGUAGUAGGUGACCGGGUCAUAGACGUGGGGUCAGAGUGGAGAACGUUCAGCAAUGACAAAGCAACCAAAGACCCAUCUCGAGUUGGGGAUACCCAGAAUCCGUUGCUGAGUGAUGGCGACUUGAGUACGAUGAUUGGCAAGGGCACAGGUGCAGCAAGUUUUGAUGAAUUUGGGAAUUCGAAGUACCAAAAUCGCAGAACUAUGAGCAGCUCUGAUCGUGCGAUGAUGAAUGCUUUUAAAGAGAUUACGAACAUGGCAGACAGAAUCAACCUCCCUAGAAAUAUAGUUGAUCGAACAAAUAAUUUAUUCAAGCAAGUGUAUGAGCAAAAGAGCCUGAAGGGGAGAAGUAAUGAUGCUAUUGCUUCUGCUUGUCUCUACAUAGCCUGUAGGCAAGAGGGUGUUCCAAGAACAUUUAAAGAAAUAUGUGCAGUGUCCAGGAUUUCAAAGAAAGAAAUAGGCCGGUGUUUUAAACUUAUUUUGAAAGCUCUGGAAACCAGUGUUGAUUUGAUUACAACUGGAGACUUCAUGUCACGAUUCUGUUCUAAUCUGGGUCUUCCCAAACAAGUGCAAAUGGCAGCAACACACAUUGCCCGUAAAGCUGUGGAAUUGGAUUUGGUUCCUGGGAGAAGCCCUAUCUCUGUAGCAGCUGCAGCUAUUUAUAUGGCAUCACAAGCUUCUUCAGAGAAAAGGACACAAAAAGAAAUUGGUGAUAUUGCUGGUGUGGCUGAUGUUACGAUUAGACAGUCAUACAGGCUGAUCUAUCCUCGAGCUCCAGAUCUUUUCCCAGCAGACUUCAAGUUUGAUACCCCAGUAGACAAGCUACCACAGCUGUGAGAUUGCAGAGGGCUAAUUUCUGUUAACCUCCCCCCCCCAAAAAACCCCAACAAAAACAAACUCUUUAUUUUUGCCUAUAAUAAAGGAUGUACAAAGUGUUAA